CCCACACCUUUACACAGCACCACCACCUACCUAAGACAUCUACAUGCGCCACAACUCUCAGUCCCACCCUAAUCUUUCGUCUCCUCUGUCCUCCUCUCACUGCUCGUAGUCAUGGUCACAGUCAUAGUGGUCCUUGUUCUUGUCACAUAGCGUGUUUGUAUAGUAAAUGUAUGCUUGUUAGUCGGUUGGUGGCCAACGACACAGACAAGAGCCAAUCAUUCAGUCAACCAGCCAGCCAGCCAGUCGCUUGUUCAGUCAGACAAUGUUUUGGUCGGGAAGAAGACGUUCGCCAGCGGUCUCUUGACGACAAGGAAAAACUACUGACCCCAAGCAUUUACGCUAUUCAUCAUUAUCAUCAUUAUCCCAUCACCAAAAUUAUUUUUAUUAUUAUCAUUAUUAUUAUUUUCAUUAUCCAAAGUUAUCUCUUACGGUUGGUUCUACAACCGGAGACUUGUCUUAAAUUGGUAAAUUUUACUCAUUAAGCCCGUGGAAUGGACCUUUAAGUUAACCAAACCAAAUACAGUUGACACCACCACCACCACUACUACCGACACCAUCACAUCUGCUAAUAUAACUACUACUAAUGCUGCUGCUAUUGCUAUCGUUACUACUCCUCUGAUCGGCCACUAAAACUUAUCAAUUCUUACGGACAAUUUUGUUAUCUAGCAGUUGCUAUUUCUAAUAUUUGUAUUAGCAGUUAACGCCUGUCGCUACACAGACACACACCAUAGAGGCCGACAUCGAAAUCAAAGCAAACCAUCCAUCCGGAUGUCUUCUUCUACCACAGCUAGACGUCCUUCGCUAACAGAAGCGGCGUUAAUGUCGGCUUAUUACUAUCCACAUCUAACACAUACCGGUAUGUCCCUACCGAGUAGCACGACAGCUACACCUCAUGCUACAAUAACCUACAGCGGGACGCCUCCAGACCUCGUCGCCUCUCCGUUUCACUCAAUGACAGCGUACAGCUUGGAUACUCCAUCUACUUUUGGACAUCAUCAUCAUCAUCAUACUCAUCAUCAUCCUCACGGACCAUAUACUCAUUCUCAUAACACAAUUGCCAAUCCCCAAAUGACCGGGACCCAGUGGAGCCAUCUAGCUGCAGCGGCACAUCACCUGAAUUACAGUCCUAUAACAGCAUCACCAGCAGCUCAACACAUGGCAGCUGUUGCAGCGGCUGCUACCGCAGCUGCUGCUGCCGCUGGUGGUAACCCGACGGUAAAUCCAGCCUCAUCUGCCAACGGUGGCAAUCCAUUAGUAAACCUUGCACCUAUUGAUGUUGAUACAGCGUCACCAACACCACCGAAUGAGCCCUCAAUGAAUGGAAACUCACAUGCUACAUCCCUAAUACCAUAUGAUGAGUGGAUGGCAACGGGUGGGUGCAAUCUCGUAACGGGUCCAAGUAUGCCUGUCACUAAUACAUCCAGUACAAGUAGAGGCAGCAAUGACACAAUGCUAAUAAGUAUGUCACCUCUCCAUUCCCAAGAUUCUCAAACUAUACCGUUAUCACUUCUGACGUCCUCAUCACACCAGCAUCAUCUACAACAAUCGCAUCUGCAACCUCUUAAUCAACAAACUGAGCAAUUAUCACAGCAAGAAGAUCAUUUACAUACAAAUGAGCCCAGCCCUUUAAUGACCAAUUUGAACCGCUAUCCUCAGACUUCGCUAUCAAGACCGAUGGGUUCCCAUACGGAAUAUUUAGGAACCAACCAUCUAGACAUUGGAAGCAUCAGCACCUCACCUGAGUCUGUUUCGACUCAUUCCCAUUUAUCAGACGAUUCUCUGUCCCCUGUGGACAUUCAUCAGUCCCAACAACAACAGCAACUAUCAAAUCACCACCACCCUCAUCAACAUUUGUCUCAUUCUAUGCAUAUUCCUUUAAAUACAGUUUCAAACAGCUACGUAUUAAACUCACAGAGAAACGGUUCCUUGCAUGUAGCUCCACAGCGGACUAAUAGCAACGAUAGCAGUUUAUGUACUGAUAUCGACUCUAGCCCUUCAUCGAUGAUGGGCUACACUGGAGAUAACAUAGGACGGGUCAACAGACACCCGUUUGAAUGGAUGCGGACGCCACAAAACAAUGCUUCGCGGACGAAACGUAUAGGCAGAACACGGACGAAGGACAAAUACCGGAGUGUAUACACAGAUCAUCAGCGACUUGAAUUGGAAAAAGAGUUCCACUAUAACGUCUACAUCGAUGUUGUCCGUAAAGCUGAACUGGCCCAGGAAUUAGGAUUAUCUCAAAGGCAGAUUAAGAUAUGGUUUCAAAACAGACGUGCCAAAGACAGAAAACUACGCCAAAGGCAAGCAACUCGUGAUGUUUCAGUGAAAUUGGAACCAAAAGAUUCUUUACUUUUAUCUAGUUCCUUACCAUCUCCACAAGAUUCUCCAAGAAGUCGAAAUUCUUGUGAUGAAUCGGUCAUUGCAUAGAUUUUGAAAUUGUACCGUGAUGUAGAUUAUUCAAUUCUCUUGAUACAUGUCCAAGUGACCAGAAACACAAACUCGAUACGCUUCUGGUUCCAUUAAGAAUGAAACUAGAAUAUGAUACCUUUGAUAUUACAAGACACAAACUUAGAAAUUACAUUGAUAAUUUCUUUAAAAAGUUGUUUUAUUUUUUCCACUUUUUUAAAUAUUAUUUUUCUUUUACGGUUGUGAUAACUAAGAAUAUCUGAUUCCCCCCCCCCCCGGCUAUUUGUAUAUAGCCUAAGGCUAUUUCAUUGAAUUAUGCUUUAACUGGCAUCUUCAGCUCAUAUGUCGAAUUUGGUGUACUUGGAGCUUCGGUUUAUAUCACCUAUGCUCCUUCACUACAACUAUCUGCUACACACAUUCUUAUGUAAAUGUUACUCAGACACACUCCAGUCUCUGUUCUACGAGCGAGUGGUCUUCCUUCUCUCACUGUUUUCUACUGCAACUAUGUCCACUCCUGCUCUCUUCGGAUUAGGCUAGUCUUACAAUACUUCAGCUCAGACACUUCCAACCCAUUCGUCUCUCAUACUCUAGUCACCCUGGUUGUGUCCAACUCACCCAAGUCCUUACCUAAUAACCACUACACUCUGCCAUUGCUGUUUUUUGUACUGCAAAGUAAAUAACAUUUUCUCUAAAUAUACGUAAUCCAGACACAUCCCAUAAUCCACUAAUCUAUGUUACUUCUACAAACAUAGACCUUGAAAAACUUCCUAAGCUAGAGAUAUGACAGUCUUGUGAUAUUCUGUGGCACUAAGACGGAGUCAUUAGUAUAAUAAAAAUGUACCAAAUCAACCUUGGCUUGCAGUGGUCUGUUUCUCCUGGUACCUGAAGAGCCAAGGCGUUCCUGGUUAUCAGUGCAACACUUCUUUGAAAAGACGUGUUGUCUCUUCAAUUCUGCGAACCUUUUUUUCCCUUUCAAAGUCCCUGGUUCGCUUUUAUGUUGAUCACAUAUCAGUACAGCUAUUGCUGACUUUCUAUAAAUUUUGGGACCUACGUUAAGUACUGUUCACACAUCUGGUACGAAGCCGUUUUUACGUAUACAAACAUUUUAGAACUACUCGAGUGAUUAUCAAUAUUUUCUCUCACAGUAACAUGCUAAAUUCAGAAACCCACCGAUUGCUGUACCAGCUCUUGUCUUUUUUAAUGUUAAAGCAAUAGUUUAAUUUCUCUAAAAGUAGCUAGAGCAGUGUACCCUUUUGCUUAAGUUCAUGCAAUGCACGGGUCUAUCAAGUCAAUAGAAAUAAGUUAAAUUUACCUCAAGUCACACACACACUGGCCUCUUAAAAAAGAAAAUCUAAAUAACGUGAUGGAGGUCUCGGAUUUUCUAGAGGAUGAUAAAAAUGUGAUGGCAUAAUGUCAAGUCUAAGACAUUAGUUAGGUACAACACUAACCCCAGCUUCGAAAUGAAACAUUUAGUCGUAAACUUCACUUCACCCUCUGUCACGGUGUAUUUUCUUGUUCACAAAUUAAGGAAUCCUGAUGCUGUGACCAUCGUUAGCAAAAGUUCAUUUUUGUUUGAAAGGGUGUUUAAUCCAGUGACCUUGUAACCAUUUUAUUUAUUCAACUACCGGUUUGCAAUUUAAUUGAGAAAAUGAUGAAGUUUAGUAUAUCUUUAGUAAAUUGCUGAGUAGAAUAGGAAGAAGCAGUGGGAGUAUAUUGUCCGAUUCACAGUAAGUUUUUGUUUUUCUGAUUUACUGUGAUACGGUGAAGAACACGGCCUGUUUGUUUCGUUGUUGUUUCUUUUUUUUUUUUCUGUGUGUAAUUUAUUUACCCGACCAUGUUUUAUAUUUAUGUAUAUAUAUGUGAGUCUCUAUCAUAAAUUGCUAUUUUAUAGCCAAAAGUUUAUAUGGGUAUCAGUCGCAACAUUUAAAUAUUUUUUUCUUUUAAAUUGUGUAUUUGUUUUUGUUUGUUACCAUCCUUAAGAAGAACAUAAGUCCGGUAACGUCAUCGCCAUAUUCCACAUAAAUAAAUUAAGACGUAAAAAAAUAAAAUAUUUUUAAUAAA
Octopus bimaculoides (California two-spot octopus) is the source of this 4467-nucleotide messenger RNA. RefSeq lists its product as uncharacterized. Gene Ontology annotation, cellular component: nucleus. Gene Ontology annotation, molecular function: DNA-binding transcription factor activity, RNA polymerase II-specific; RNA polymerase II transcription regulatory region sequence-specific DNA binding. The record is from RefSeq and is a predicted model, not a curated record. Gene Ontology annotation, biological process: animal organ morphogenesis; anterior/posterior axis specification; embryo development. Lineage: Eukaryota; Metazoa; Mollusca; Cephalopoda; Octopoda; Octopodidae.